This is a messenger RNA of Musa acuminata subsp. malaccensis (wild Malaysian banana), 1921 nucleotides long. RefSeq lists its product as uncharacterized. The record is from RefSeq and is a predicted model, not a curated record. NCBI's taxonomy places the organism in Eukaryota, Viridiplantae, Streptophyta, Magnoliopsida, Zingiberales, Musaceae.
UCUCUCACUGCUUUGCCGUGCUUUUCUUUGCUUUGCUUUGCUUUGCCUCACCGGAGGUUCCAUUCUUCACACCAAGUUUAGCUCAGCAGGGUUGUGAGUUCUUCUUCGUCUUCUUGCUUUCCAUAUGUAUUAAGAGGCCAACCAAGAACUGCCUUCAGCUGGGCUGCUCCCAUUCUGUACUGUGAGUUCUGCCUCUCCCUCUUGUGUCUUCUCUGGAUCAUUGUGGUAGAGCUGAGACAUGAUGGACAAGGAGAUGAAAGGAGGGUCCGGGAUGCUCAUUCUUCUACUCAUCUUAUCGAGUGGGUUUAGCUCAGCUUCAGCUGCUUCACCUGCAAAGAUCGUCGGUGUAGCUGUCUCCGAUGCUGCCUCUGCCCUCUUGAAGAGGUUCUGGUCUCUGAAAUCUACUACGAAGACUGCAGUCUCUGGUCACCGCCCACUGAUGAAAUUCGAGAGUGGGUACACUGUGCAGACGGUGUUCGACGGUAGUAAACUCGGGAUCGAACCCUACUCGGUCGAGAUGACGCAGAGUGGCGAGCUGCUGCUUCUUGAUUCCGUCAACAGCAAUUUGUACCGGUUUCCGCUUCCUUUGUCGAGAUAUAGCAGACCUAAGCUUAUUGCUGGUUCUCCAGAAGGUUAUGUUGGUCAUAUUGAUGGAAGACCAUGUGAAGCAAGAAUGAACCAUCCAAAGGGCUUUACUGUUGACGAAAGGGGAAAUAUAUAUGUCGCGGACACAAUGAACAUGGCAAUCAGGAAAAUUAGUGAUGCAGGGGUCACAACAAUUGCAGGGGGAAAAUGGAGCAGAGGAGGGCAUUUGGAUGGGCCUAGUGAAGAUGCAAAGUUUUCUAAUGAUUUUGAAGUCAUUUACAUUGCUAGUAGCUGCUCUCUUCUAGUUGUAGACAGGGGAAAUCAGGCAAUCAGGGAGAUUCAGCUUAACUUUGAUGAUUGUGCACACCAAUAUGAAACUGGUUUCCCUCUGGGAACUGCUGUGCUACUUGCUGCUGGAUUCUUCGGUUACAUGCUUGCUUUACUCCAGAGGCGGUUGGGAACAAUGGUCUCUAACCAAAAUGAACAUCAAACUCUCACAAAAGCAAGCAUGUCUCCGUACCAGAAACCAAUUAAACCAUCUAUAAGAUCACCACUUAUCCCUACUGGAGAUGAAGCAGUGCACAUGGACGAAGAAGGUCUCUUCAGCUUAAUUGGUAAACUUUUGUUGGCAAUAGCAGAAAUCUUCGGUGCAAUGUUCCCAAUCUUCAGAAAGAGGUCAAAGACUAAAUAUCAUCAUCAUCAUCAGCAGCAGCAGCAGAGGGCAAACACUCGGUCAGUGCCAGGGAGCUUAGCCAUCCCAGAUGAUGAGAUUCCCACACCUCGCAAGACUUAUGCAUUCAUGUCAAAAGAACCAGAGAAGAUCCACCACAUCCGGCAUGCACCACCUUAUCUGAUGCCACAGCAGCAGAAACAGCAAGUACAUCAACAGCAUCACCUUCAAUGGAACCGGCAGUUCUCAUCGGGCACUGAGACUUAUUAUGAGCAGAGCUGCGAAAUGAUGACUAAUGAGAUUGUUUUUGGAGCAGUUCAGGAGUCAGAUAGCAAGCGGAGGGCAGUGGAGAUGAAGGCUGUGAAUUAUGGGGAUCCCAUGUUUGAGCAGUACGGUGUGCGCUACCGAAAUCAUUACAUCAGUUAUGGCGACUACUAAAUGGUCACUGCAAUUUUUUUUUUUACCCUUGUCUUCCAUGAAAAAUUCACUUUUAGUUUAUAUAUAUGGUCUCUUCCCUUUUACAUGUCUAUAAAUGAGGAAGGACCAAGAAAUACAGCACCACUUGUCGAAAUUUCAAAGAAGAAGUUUCUUCCUUAGUUUUGUAAGAGAAAUCUAAUUUCUCAAAUUGGUUUUGUAAAUUUGUAGUUCAGUGCUCUUGUUGCUUCA